Messenger RNA from Doryrhamphus excisus (bluestripe pipefish), 2712 nucleotides. It is a transcript of the gene trpv6, whose product is annotated as transient receptor potential cation channel, subfamily V, member 6. The record is from RefSeq and is a predicted model, not a curated record. Gene Ontology annotation, molecular function: calcium channel activity; protein binding. Gene Ontology annotation, cellular component: plasma membrane. NCBI's taxonomy places the organism in Eukaryota, Metazoa, Chordata, Actinopteri, Syngnathiformes, Syngnathidae. Gene Ontology annotation, biological process: calcium ion import across plasma membrane.
GUUCCGUUUAUUCAGGACUUCCUGUAGGUUGAAGCGGCGUCGCGGCCGUGCAGGUUUGAUUGCGAGCUGCUGGAAUGCAGACGGUCCACUUCAGCACUGAAGAUUAACUUUUGUACAGAAACCACCACUAGAUGCCUUCAAGGACUCCCUGUCUUUUUUGUUAAGUAAAGCGGCUCAUUUUUUUUUUUCCAGCAAGAGCAGUCCCAUCCAUGUCUCCAGCUCUGGCCAGGUCGGCUCCCAGUGAGCUCAAUCACUGGUGGAGUCAGCUUAAGUUUCGCCUUCAGAACAAGAAAGGAUGGAACGAGAUGUUGGAUGAGACCUUCCUGCUCCACACCAAGUGCACCAACGACGUCCCCCUCUUCUACGCGGCCAAACGAAAUAGCGUAGGCUGCAUCACGAAGCUCCUCAGCUGCUCUUCCACCAACAUCUUUGAACGAGGCGCUCUCGGGGAAACGGCGCUCCACGUCGCCGCCAUGAAUGACAACCUGGACGCCGCGGUGGCCCUGAUGGACGGAGCCCCCGAACUCAUCAAUCAGCCCAUGACCUCUGACCUCUUCCACGGUGUGACUCCUCUCCACGUGGCUGUGGUCAACCAGAACUUGAAUUUAGUCUACGAGCUGCUGAGUCGCGGGGCGGAUGUGUCGACGCCGAGAGCCUCUGGCUUAUACUUCAGGAAGAGGAUAGGAGGACUUAUUUACUACGGUGAGCACAUACUUUCGUUUGCAGCGUGUACCGGCAAUGAGGACAUCAUCUCCAUGAUCAUCGACGCGGGGGCCAGCACCAGGAUCCAGGAUUAUCGAGGUAACACGGUGCUUCACAUUUUGGUCCUGCAGCCCAACAAAACAAUUGCAUGCCAAGCAAUUGACGUGAUCAUGGCCCGCGAUGCAGAACUGGACCAGUCGGUACCGCUUGACAUGGUGGCCAACUCCAGAGGCGUUACGCCUUUUAAACUGGCGGCCAAAGAAGGAAACGUAGUGGCCUUCCAGCACCUGGUCAACAAAAGACGUUUGGUCCAGUGGAGUCUGGGACCUUUGACUUCGCAUCUCUAUGAUCUUACCGAGAUUGACUCCUGGGCCGAUAACGGGUCAGUUCUGGAGUUGAUCGUGGGAAGCCAACAGAAAGAGGCUAGGAGGAUACUGGAGGUGACUCCAGUGAGGCAGCUGGUUAACCUCAAGUGGAACCUGUAUGGAAAGCACUACUUCAGACUGCUGAUGGUUUUCUACCUGCUCUACAUUGGAACAUUCACACUUUGUUGCACGUAUCGCCCUCUAAAGGAUGCUCCUGAAAACUACUCAUCGUCUCAUAUGGAUAAAACCAUCCGAGUCCAGAAGACACUCAGUGAGAGUUAUGUGACCUACGAGGAUAGCUUGCGUCUGGUGGGCGAGGUCAUCAGUGUGCUGGGAGCAUUGGCCAUCCUCUUGCUGGAGAUACCUGACAUCCUGCGGGUGGGAGUGAGGCGUUACUUUGGUCAGACGGCACUGGGCGGUCCCUUCCACGUCAUCCUCGUGAGCUACGCAUGCCUGGUCGUGUUGCUGUGCGUGUUGAGAGCCUGCAGCGUGCACGGCGAGGCCGAGGUCAUGGCGGUGUGUCUGGUGCUGGGAUGGAGCAACGUCAUGUUCUUCGCCCGUGGUUUUGAAAUGCUCGGCCCUUAUGUCAUCAUGAUACAGAAGAUUAUCUUUGGAGACCUGACCAAGUUCAUGUGGUUGAGUUUCAUCGUUCUGCUCGGCUUCUCAACCUCCCUGUGGAUGGUGUACAUGACCCAAGAUCCAGAGUCCAUCCCGGCGUAUCGCUCCUUCCCCAUCACGCUCUUCUCCCAGUUUGAGCUCAGCGUGGGCCUCAUCGACCUGCCGGUGGACCACACGUUCACCACGCCCCCUAUCGUCCAUGUGCUGCACUGCGCCUUCUCUGUGGUGUCCUACAUCCUUCUGCUCAACCUGCUGAUCGCCAUGAUGAGUGACACCCACUGGCGGGUGGCCCAGGAGAGAGAUGAGCUGUGGAGGACUCAGGUGGUUGCUACGACGCUGAUGCUGGAGAGGAGGCUUCCCCGCUGCCUUUGGCCUCGACUCGGAGUCUGUGGGCUCAGCUACGGACUCACAGAACGCUGGUACCUCCGGGUGGAGGACAGGAACGACCCCAUGUUACAGAAGAUGCGGCGAUACAUGAAAGUGUUCACCAAGGAGGACGACAAUCACAAGGAAGACCCACAGAAUGAGGAUGCGAACCCAAAGCUUAUAUCGAGGAACAGACGAUGGCAGAUGAUUCGUCGCAGCGCUUUGGGCGUGGACAUGGAGCAGGAAGAGCCUGAGGACGAGCAGGAAAUAUGUCCGGAAUAAUUUAUAUAUGCCUUGUGGUAUUGUGGUGUAGAAAAUAGGAAUAUUUUGUAUUUUUACUGCGUAUAACGUAGCACAAAUACGCAAAGCACAAAUAAUUUAGAUGGGCUGGCCACCGGUCCAGCGUGGACCCCGCCUCUCGCCUGAAGUCAGCUGGGAUAGGCUCCAGCAUACCCCUGCAACAUCAGUGAGGAUAAGCUUAAUAGAAAAUGGAUCCAAAAAUGAUUUAUAUAUAUAUAUAUAUAUGUAUUUAUUUAAUUCACAUGAAUCUUACUAACUAAACAGCUGAUCAACCUGACUUGGUUAACAUGUUUUCUGUGCUCCAACUCUGGAGUUGGGAACCAACGAUAUUUCUUAACACAAUAAAAGUUUUUUUUCUCCA